CUAAGGUGCAAGCGCUGAUAACCUCUGGCCAGCUGUCGCUGCACUGCGUUUGCAUAUUUAUAGUUGCAGCCAUAAUUGGCCACAAUCAGGCGCGUCAAUAGUUUGACGUCGUUCCUUGAUUUUCGUGAUGUAAUCAAAUGUGCGCUGCGAGAAGCGUGUAACGGCCGUUUGGGUGCCAGGGCUGCGCAGCCUGCUCCUACCGGCUGUUUUGCAAAUCGAUCUUUUCGAUAGGCGGCAACUCCACUCUCUAAGUGUGAACGUAUUUCCACAAAGUGUGGCCAUACCAAUCGAAUUGAAUUGUUUACAUCCGCAAAAGACAAAAACCCAGCCAUGGAUCCGGCCAUUAUUGAGUUUAUUGGUGAAAAGUGCAUGAUUAGCAUAAUUCCCAACUUCUCCAACGAGCCGCUGCAUCUGAUCUAUGGCUCGGUGGGCCCAUUCCGUGCCGGCUUCCCAGUUUUCGUGCCCCUGUGGAUGGCAACGCAUUUGCGAAAGCAACAAAAGUGCCGCAUAGUGCCACCCGAAUGGAUGGACAUGGACACACUCGAGGACAUCAAAGAAGAAGAGAAACGCUCCAAAUUCUUUACCAAAAUGCCAUCCGAGCAUUAUAUGGUUGUGGCCCAAUUGGUCAUGAGCACUGCGCCGGACGAUGUGCCCCGCUGCGAGGAGCUGCGCACCGUCAUCAAGGAUAUAUUUGACAUUCGCGAGUCGAAGUUGCGCACCUCCAUCGAUGCCUUCAUCAAGGGCGAGGGCACAUACGCCAAGCUGGAUAACCUGACGCUCCUGGAAAUACACAGCGUCCGUCCCAUUCUGCCCUACUCCCUCGAUCACAUAGCGCGCUACCAGCGAACGGCCACAGCCUCCCAGCGUGACACCUCAAUGCUGAGUGCAUCGAUUGCUGGCUCGACCACGGCCCCAGCAAGCAAUUCGCUCUUUUCGCAGUGAUGGCAGGCAUUUUUUUUUCAUAUUUCUAAACUAAACUAAUGAACUAUAAGUAGAUAACAGAUCACAGAAUGAGAUACCAAAAACUG
Drosophila obscura is the source of this 1028-nucleotide messenger RNA. It is a transcript of the gene Psf2, whose product is annotated as probable DNA replication complex GINS protein PSF2. Bases 331 to 942 code for a protein of 203 amino acids. Gene Ontology annotation, cellular component: GINS complex; nucleus. The transcript is spliced from 2 exons. Gene Ontology annotation, biological process: double-strand break repair via break-induced replication; DNA replication. Lineage: Eukaryota; Metazoa; Arthropoda; Insecta; Diptera; Drosophilidae. The record is from RefSeq and is a predicted model, not a curated record.